ACCACAAACUCCAUCACCCGACCCCCACCCCCUCACACACACACACUCCCCAUGACUCCCACGACCUUUUGAACCUCCUCCAUUUUCAACACACUUGAAACCAAAGCUCAAUUUCAUCAACAUUAAAGAAGAACAAGUAGAAGAAGAAGAAAGAGAAGGUGAAUUCUGGAAGUUUCUGGAAAGGUAAUGCGAGAAUGGCUACGGUUUACAGAAACGGCACAGUUCCUAAAGGAGCUUUAAAGGUAGAUAGGCCUCUUUCGAUGAAUUCAACUUCCAAAUCUUCUUCUUUCAAAUCCAAAAACUCCGGUCCUGCUCCGGCAUCCGGUAUCCGCCGUAAAAGCACUGGCUCCGUUGCUAACUCUGCUGCUUCCACUAAGGAUGCUACCUCCGUUUCAGGACGCGUUAGAGUUGCAGUAAGACUGCGGCCUCGAAAUGCAGAGGAGAUGGUGGCCGAUGCUGAUUUUGCUGAUUGUGUGGAAUUGCAGCCUGAGCUUAAAAGGCUUAAACUUCGAAGGAACAACUGGGAUUCAGAUACCUAUGAAUUCGACGAAGUGCUUACGGAAUUUUCUUCACAAAAGCGUGUGUAUGAAGUAGUGGCCAAGCCUGUCGUUGAGAGUGUUCUGGAUGGUUAUAAUGGAACAGUCAUGGCAUAUGGGCAGACGGGAACAGGAAAAACUUACACUCUUGGACGACUUGGAGAAGAGGACACUGCUGAUCGAGGGAUAAUGGUUCGUGCAAUGGAGGAUAUUCUUGCAGAAAUAACCCCAGCAAAUGAUUCUGUCUCUGUCUCUUAUUUUCAGCUUUAUAUGGAGAGUAUUCAGGAUCUCCUAGACCCAGUGAACGACAACAUAUCAAUUGUUGAAGAUCACAAAACUGGAGAUGUUUCUGUACCUGGGGCUACUGCGGUGGAUAUCAGAGAUCAGAAGAGUUUCCUUGAACUCCUUCGCCUGGGCGAAGCUCAUCGUUUUGCUGCUAACACUAAAUUAAACACAGAGUCUUCAAGAAGCCAUGCUAUACUGAUGGUACAUGUUGAAAGGUCUGUCAAGGGAAGAGAUUCUGCUAUUUCAUCUGAAAAUGGGAGUACUUCUCACACAGCUAAAGCAUUCAAGCCACCUGUUGUGAGGAAAAGUAAGCUAGUUGUUGUGGAUCUUGCUGGCUCUGAGCGCAUAGACAAAUCAGGAAGUGAAGCACAUACACUGGAGGAAGCUAAGUCCAUUAAUCUCUCCUUGAGUGCAUUGGGAAAAUGUAUCAAUGCGUUGGCAGAGAAUAGUGCUCAUGUUCCAGUUCGUGACUCAAAGCUCACAAGGUUGCUUCGAGAUUCAUUUGGAGGUACAGCAAGAACUUCAUUGGUUAUCACGAUCGGUCCAUCUCCACGGCAUCGAGGAGAGACGGCAAGCACCAUAAUGUUUGGACAGAGGGCAAUGAAGGUGGAGAAUAUGUUGAAAAUUAAGGAAGAGUUUGACUACAAAAGUUUGUCCAGAAGGCUUGAAAUACAGCUAGACAAACAAAUUGCAGAACAUGAAAGGCAGCAGAAAGGAUUUCAGGAUGAGAUUGAGAGGAUUGCCCAAGAGGCUCAGAUUCGAAUCACUGAGGCUGAAAAAGGUUAUGCAGAGGCAUUGGAGAGGGAGAGGUUGCAGUACCAGAAAGAUUAUAUGGAUGCAAUAAGCAAGCUAGAGGAGCAAUGGGCAGAAAAUAAACAGAAGCAUGAAAAUGAAAAGGCCAAGUCCUCAAUGCUCUCUGCUUCUAUGGAAGUUGCUGAGCUUAAGAAGAAGUUUGAAAAUGAAACUCUUUUACGGAAAGCUGCAGAAGAGGAAAUUGACNCAACAAGGAGAAGUCUUGAUAGAGGAGGGACUGUAAAGCUGCCAGGCACUCUAGAUUCUCCAAUUCCUCCAUUUAUGCAUCAACACCUAGGAGAUUCAGGAGAUGGAGAGAAGGCCUCGAUGGCAAAACUCUUUGAACAAGUGGGUCUCUCAAAGAUAUUGUCAUUACUUGAAUCAGAAGAUGCUGAUGUGCAGAUUCAUGCAGUGAAAGUUGUGGCAAACCUGGCAGCUGAAGAGGCAAACCAGGAGAAAAUUGUAAAAGCUGGUGGUCUAAAUUCUCUAUUAACUCUUCUUAGAAGCUCCAAUGAUGAGACAAUUCACAGAGUUGCCGCUGGUGCAAUUGCAAAUCUUGCUAUGAACGAGACAAAUCAGGAGCUUAUCAUGUCUCAUGGAGGCAUCAGUUUGUUAUCAGUCACAGCUGCCAAAGCCGAAGAUCCUCAAACCCUACGCAUGGUUGCUGGGGCCAUUGCUAAUCUCUGUGGAAAUGAAAAGUUACAAGCAAAGCUACGAGGUGAAGGUGGAGUUAAGGCGUUACUAGGAAUGGUCAGAUGCCGGCAUCCUGAUGUUCUGGCUCAAGUUGCUCGUGGAAUUGCUAAUUUUGCAAAAUGUGAAUCAAGAGCAUACACUCAAGGAAGCAAGACUGGGAAGUCUCUCCUUAUUGAAGACGGAACCCUUCCAUGGAUUGUACAGAACGCUAAUAAUGAGGCCUCACCAAUAAGGCGUCAUAUUGAGCUGGCACUCUGCCAUUUGGCUCAACAUGAAGUAAAUGCAAAGGAUAUGCUCAAGGCUGGUGCCUUGUGGGAACUCGUUCGUAUAUCCAGAGAUUGUUCACGAGAUGAUAUAAGGACUCUUGCAUAUCGCACGCUAACUUCCAGCCCAAGUUUCCAGGCGGAACUCAAACGACAGAGGAUCGAUUAUGGUUGAACAUUUCAUGUCUUAUCGAGACAAGAUGGUUUUGAAUAUGGAGAUAUAGUUAUUAACAUAGGUAGCUGAUUCUUUUCACAGAAACGACUGUUUUAUCUUCAAGAGGUGACAUUGGUUUUCAAUCCUAUUAAACUCUCGUUGAGAUGCAGUGAGGGUUACAAGUUUGCAACUAACAGAAACAAGUGAUCUUGUAAAUUUGCGUGAAUUAGUAUGUAGGUCUCACUAGAUUAAGACCGCUAUAAAUGUAAAGCUUUGAUUUGUUUAUUCAUAUAUCAAAUGAAGCGUGUAAGAUGUCAUUUAAUGUUGCAUUCUGGAAAACAAGGUAUAUUAUUGGUUUUACAUACGAAUUCUGACGGUAUGUGCCGCAUGUUCUAUGAAAUCCUGGAACAUUUGAUGUAAAAAGAACAUGGUAUCGAAGGGGCAAUAGUUAGUUUGUGGUAAUUAUGCA
Nicotiana tabacum (common tobacco) is the source of this 3192-nucleotide messenger RNA. The record is from RefSeq and is a predicted model, not a curated record. NCBI's taxonomy places the organism in Eukaryota, Viridiplantae, Streptophyta, Magnoliopsida, Solanales, Solanaceae.